Molecule: messenger RNA, 5149 nt
Organism: Apodemus sylvaticus (European woodmouse)
Lineage: Eukaryota; Metazoa; Chordata; Mammalia; Rodentia; Muridae
Gene: Prpf4
Product: pre-mRNA processing factor 4
Exons: 14
Coding region: 94-1659 (521 amino acids)
Biological process (GO): mRNA splicing, via spliceosome
Cellular component (GO): U4/U6 x U5 tri-snRNP complex
Molecular function (GO): U4 snRNA binding; U6 snRNA binding; protein binding
Source: RefSeq, a predicted model, not a curated record
CAGUGACGUACUUCCACUUUGCUAGGCGCGCGGUUCCCGGUCUGAAAAGCAGAACGCGGAUUUGGCUAGGGCCUCGCGUCCCCGCAGCCCGGCAUGGCCUCUUCACGAGCCUCCUCCACGACAACUAAGACUAAAGCGCCUGACGACUUAGUUGCACCUGUUGUGAAGAAACCACACAUCUACUAUGGAAGCUUGGAAGAGAAAGAGCGGGAACGCCUGGCCAAAGGAGAGUCUGGGAUUUUGGGAAAAGAAGGACUCAAAGCCGGCAUUGAAGCAGGAAAUAUUAAUAUAACAUCUGGAGAAGUAUUUGAGAUUGAAGAGCACAUCAGUGAGCGGCAGGCGGAAGUCUUGGCAGAGUUUGAAAGAAGAAAGCGAGCCCGGCAAAUCAAUGUUUCCACAGAUGACUCGGAGGUCAAGGCUUGCCUCAGAGCCUUGGGAGAACCUAUCACGCUUUUUGGAGAGGGCCCUGCUGAACGAAGAGAAAGGUUAAGAAAUAUUCUCUCAGUGGUCGGGACUGAUGCCUUAAAAAAGACAAAAAAGGAUGAUGAAAAAUCUAAAAAGUCAAAAGAAGAGUACCAGCAGACCUGGUACCACGAAGGGCCAAAUAGCCUGAAGGUGGCCAGACUGUGGAUUGCUAAUUAUUCACUCCCCAGGGCAAUGAAACGCUUGGAGGAGGCCCGUCUCCAUAAGGAGAUUCCUGAGACAACCAGAACCUCCCAGAUGCAGGAGCUGCACAAGUCUCUCCGGUCUUUGAAUAAUUUCUGCAGUCAGAUUGGCGAUGACCGGCCGAUCUCCUACUGUCACUUCAGCCCCAACUCUAAAAUGCUAGCAACGGCUUGUUGGAGUGGGCUCUGCAAGCUCUGGUCUGUCCCUGACUGCAGCCUCCUUCACACUCUGCGAGGCCAUAACACAAAUGUAGGAGCAAUUGUAUUCCAUCCCAAAUCCACUGUCUCAUUGGACCAAAAAGACGUCAACCUGGCCUCUUGUGCUGCUGAUGGUUCUGUGAAGCUUUGGAGUCUUGACAGUGAUGAACCAGUGGCAGAUAUUGAAGGCCAUACAGUGCGUGUGGCUCGGGUAAUGUGGCAUCCAUCAGGGCGUUUCCUGGGCACAACCUGUUAUGACCGUUCAUGGCGCUUAUGGGAUUUAGAGGCUCAAGAAGAGAUCCUGCACCAGGAAGGCCACAGCAUGGGUGUGUAUGACAUUGCCUUCCAUCAAGAUGGCUCUUUGGCUGGCACUGGGGGACUGGAUGCAUUUGGCCGAGUUUGGGACCUACGCACAGGACGCUGCAUUAUGUUCCUAGAAGGCCACCUGAAGGAAAUCUACGGGAUAAAUUUCUCCCCCAAUGGCUACCACAUUGCCACUGGCAGUGGUGACAACACCUGCAAAGUGUGGGACCUCCGGCAACGACGCUGUGUCUACACCAUCCCUGCCCAUCAGAACUUAGUGACCGGAGUCAAGUUUGAGCCUAUCCAUGGAGCCUUCUUGCUCACAGGUGCCUAUGACAACACAGCCAAGAUCUGGACUCACCCAGGCUGGUCCCCACUGAAGACUCUGGCCGGUCAUGAGGGCAAAGUGAUGGGCCUGGACAUUUCUUCUGAUGGUCAACUCAUAGCCACUUGCUCGUAUGACAGAACCUUCAAGCUCUGGAUGGCAGAGUAGGAAAGACCAGGGGAGAACUCAGACACGUGUUCUCACUAAGGAGCUAUUUUCCUCAAAGGAAAAGAAUUGUGUUCUAUCAUGUUUCCUGCCAAAUACCAUGUGUAGGAUUGGAUUUUCACGUCAGCCCCACUUCUGAGUAAGCCAGUCUUUAGGUGAUGGCAAGCCCUUCGUGGUUAGAACGGAAUUCUCAUCUCAGGUUCUGCCGUAAACUGUAGACAUUGUGUAGACUCAACACUUUUUUCAGUGCCCUCCCUCCUCCCUCACACUCAGGAUUGUGACCGUUCUUUCAUUUUUAAUUGUUUUUUUUAAUUUGGCAUUUUGAGACAGAGUCUGUAUGUAUAUCCCUGACUGUCCUGGACCUUGGUGUAUAUGUCAGGAAGCCUCACUUUGUAAGUGAUCCUCCUGUCCCUGCCUUUCAAGUGAUGGCAUUAUGGAAAUGUGCUGCUGUACCUGGCAGUUGUAUUUUCAAUGCUUGAACUUGGCUCUCUGUAACAUGGUAUGUGCUUGGGACUACGUGUGAUUCAGCAAGCACGAUCGCUGGGCUGCAUUUGAAAUGUCCCCAGUUACGUACGAGGGCAUGUCGCUGCCAUUCCGUUGAGCAGGGCCUGGCGGCAAGCUCCUUUCCUGCCCCAAGAAUGAUCCGGGAGUCACAGGCUGCAGCUGUGUGAUGGCUCUGCAGUAAAGAAGAUUUCCCUCUUCUGUGGCAUUCAGAGGAGGUUCACUGCAUCAGGAACUCGGAACUGCACGCUUGGCCUUGUUAGUUAGAGCCUCUUCCUUUUGGCUUUGAAGUUUGGCAUCCUUCAUGAUAAAACAAUCUGGCCAUUGUAUCCAGAUUCAAAGGAGUUUUUAAAAACAAACAUGAUGUCUGUGUUGUACAACUUCCUUCCUGUUGGUUAUUUAAAGGGUGUAUUUUAUGUAUUAAAAACACUUCAUGUCAAAGUAACUGGUAAAAAUCCUAAUUUAUGUUUGGGUGUUACCAAACAUAAACUCCUUUUAUUCUAUACACACACACACACACACACACACAGAUACUUGCUGAGAGUAAAAUCUUUGCUGAGAGUAUAAAAACUCUUUCAAAGGAUUAUUUUCUAAUUCAUCAUUUUAUGAACCUAACCAUUAGUCAAAGAAAUCUAUUUCUUUAGUUUUGAGAUCUAAUGUAAUUCUAGGCCUAUGAGUUGUUCCAAUUUCUGUUACUUUAUUCAGAUGUUUAUAGUGUUUUUUUCCCCCGGGGGUGGGGGGAGGUAGGUUUUUGUGAGACAGGAUCUUGCUGUGUAGCUCAGAUUGGCCUCAGACUCUUAAUCCUCCUGCCUCUGCAUCUCAAGUCCUGUAAAUUGCAGGUGCAAGCCAUCACAUCCAGGCAAUAGCAGCUACUUUACCAGGGUUGUCGGCCUAGGAGCGCUAGGUUGUCAGGUGUGUCUGGGCUCUAUUGUUCUUCCUCGUCAGUCAGUGAUUGGCUUUGCCUUCUCGCUGCAGGUAUAUGUCCUCUACACUCCAGACUUGCACAGUUAAUCCUCACAAAAUAGUAAUUUCAAAGAAGGUUGUGUAUAAUGUAAAAUUAGCUCCUCUCCAGUAUUAGAAAUUUACCCUCCACCAGCUUCCUGGUCUGCCCUGCUCUUCUAUAGAUCAUGGAUAUGUGGUUCAUAAUGAAACAUUUGGGGAUGGGGUGGUGUCAAAACAGGAUUUCUCUGCAGUCCUGGCUGUCUUAGAAUUCACUGUAGACCAGGCUGGCCUCAAACUCAGAUCUGCCUGCCUCUGCCUCACCACGCCCAGCUAACCAUCUGAUUCCAGUCAUAGCCAGGUAUAUUCCCUGUGUGGGUGUUAGGCCUCUCAGGCCUCCCCUGCAUUUGGCACUUAACCACCCCUUAACCUGUUCUAGUUUCAUUAUCGUGUGCUACAAAAGUACCUUUGUCUUGAUUUCUUGCUGUGUUUGUAGAACGUUGAGACUGAUGUAGUACCCUGCAUUCAGGAUCUGGCACACCACCAGGUUUUGGUUUGUCUGGUCUAAACCUUACUAGGAACUUAAUGUUUGGUUGAUCCAAGAGAGUAUUUGAGCGAGUUGGAAGUGUUCCAUGUACACCUUAGGCAGAACAAGUGUCUGGGGAAAUAAUCCAUUUCUUCAACCAUUGUGAGAAAAUAGUGGGUUCUGAAUGGCAAGAGCCACUGUCGCUCAGCCCUACCUAGGUGGUGCAUCCGGUACAGGAAGACAGCUAGCUCAUUCUUUUAAGAUUGAAUUUCCCAGCUGUAACGGUGGAGUCAUGUGAGCCUGUGUGAAGCAGCUUUAUGUUGGCCGUUGUCAAGACCAGGACCAGGCAUGUGGCCCGGCUGCAGCUAGUCAGCAUUUCCACCUGUGGAUGUCAUAGACAAAUCACUGUCUGGCUUCAUGAACAGUGGACUUUUUCCACUCCUGUGUCUUGACUUGGAGCCUGUUGUUGCUGCUUAACAGAUUUGAAUGUUAGGAUAGUGAUACUUCUUAGGCACAGUGGCAGGUCUCCGUCCCUAGCCCAAGCACACCUGCUGAAGGCACUGCCAGUGUGUUUCUAGAUGCCCUGUAAGUGGAUGAGACUGCUAGGCCUUGAUUUGGAAAUGUCCCCAGCACUGUUGUGCCAUUAAACCCUCAGGAUGUAGGACCUGGAUGGAGCAGAUAAGUCACCAACAAAGAGUUAUUGAGAGUUAUUAGCCCAGCUUCUAUCUGCAGCUGCCCUCUGCUUCCUGGUGUGCUGUGAUGCGGGCAUCUGCCCCAGGCUCUCCCUGUGCUCUGGACCCUCUGAAACCAUGAGCCCCAGUCAACCUCCCCUCCGGACGUCUCUAACAGGUAUUGUGGUCACAGUGACAUAAAAGUGACUAACACUGCCCCAAGGUUAGAACUAACAAAUAGAAAACAGGAGCUAAGAUCCUAACUAUCUAUCUCAAAAAAGAAAAAAAAAAUCUGUUCAGUGUAACAAACUACUAGUUUGGUAUCCCCACCAUCCUAAGAAUGUAAGUUGUAUUCUUUGAGAAAGGACUCAAAGGAUAACCCUCAAAGGAUAACCCUGGGCUGAGCCUCGGCUCCAUCAUCUGCUUCCUUGGACCAGGGGCUCUGGAGGAGGAGAAAUGCUCCUUCUUGGGCUUUUACCGGUUCUUCUCUGCCCCUGUCCCUCUUAAUUCAUAGACUAUAGAGAGAUUGUUUCCAGACGUACUUGCUACAAAGCUAAGCAAAAAUGUGUAGAGAAGUGAAGUCAGUGGGAAAUGUGAGAUGUUCACUAUCAGUGCAAUUACCUGAUGAGGUCAAUGGAGACACAGUUGAGUCUCAGGAGGAACUGUGGGUACCUUUCCAGUUUCGUAAUGGAGAAAUCUCCAUGUUGGAGCUUAAAACUGUCUGGUUUUACUAAAUCAAAAUAUAGCUUAUAUAUUUUAUAAUAUCUUACUCCUUUGUACCUCUAAGGAAGUUGUAAAUAAAUGAUACUUCUGUGAAAAUAUUAUUUAGAGCAAAUAAAACUGACUCAAGUUCUGA